GAAUCAAAGGUUAGUGUACUUACACAAAUGUUUGGAAAAGUGUGAGGGAUCUGCCAGACAGCACAAUCUCAUUUACUCUCCUGGAAUUCUUGUGAUCCACUGCCAUCAUGAACCUAAAGCUCCUCUUCCUUUGCCUGUUCCUAGCAGCGCUCCUCAUACCUGCUGAAAUGAAACAUAAAAAGCACAAGAAACAUCAUCAUCAUGAUAAUGGACGUGGGCAUCAUAAACACAACAAAACGAGAGGAAGAUUUAAAAAUAUAAUUGAGGACAUCUUCUUUGAAAUUUUUGAUGGAGCUGGUGAUGAUGAUGAAGACGAUGAAAGUUCAGACUGGCUUUUGGAACUUCAAGAGCCAGAAGGCCAAUGCAACCCAAACCCUUGCCUCAACAAUGGAGAGUGUGAGCUGAAAAACAAGGGAAAAUUCAAAUGUGAUUGUCCCAAACCGUUCAAGGGAAGGAAAUGCGAAAAAGGUCCAAAACGUUGUAGGAGAGGUAGAUGUGGGCGUGGUGAAUGUGUGCUGACUUCAACUCCCCCAUUCUAUGAGUGCAAAUGCAAGGCGCCCUUCCAGCCUCCACACUGCAGAACUUUGUCACUGUGUGAGCCUAAUCCAUGUAGGAAUGGUGGAACAUGCAUCAGGGAUGCUAAUGACUUUGACUGCCAGUGCCCUCCAGGGUACAGAGGACGUUUCUGCCAUGUUGGACCAAAUGACUGCUAUGUGGAUGAUGGAGAGUCAUAUCGUGGCAAUGUGAGUGAGACAGAUGAUGGCGAUGAAUGCCUUUACUGGAACUCUCACUUCAUCCUGGAGAAAGGAGCUGAUCCUUUCAGCUCCUUCGAGGACAAAGAUGGACUUGGCCCUCACAACUUCUGCAGAAACCCAGAUGGAGAGCUGAUGCCCUGGUGUUUCUUCAGAAGAGGCAGAAAGUUGUUUUGGGACUACUGUGAUGUGACAGAAUGUCCUGAACCAACAGGUGUGACGCCAACUGAAAUUGUGCCGCCAGACCCCAAACCCACUGCUCCCAAGCCCCAACCUACACCACCUGUACCUACAGGAGUCGUCAAGCCAACCGAUUCACAACCCCAAAUGACAACCGCCCCAACAAUGACAGAGGAUCUAGAACCUUCUUCUGCAUCAGCUAGUGUAUCUCCCAUCCCCAGUGGCACUUCCCCACCACGACAGUUCUCAACCUGUGGAAAGCCUCAGCCAAAAAAAUCCAUUACCAGAAUCUUUGGGGGUCUAAAAGUCGCUCCUGGUGCUAUACCCUGGCAGGUGUCUGUGCAAGUGCGACGAAAGAACUCUAAACAAGCAUUCAGACACGUGUGCGGAGGAGUUCUCAUCGAGAGCUGCUGGGUACUGACAGCUGGACACUGCAUUGACCAAAACCAGGACAUGCAGGUGUCUAUGGGAAGUCUGUCACUGUCUUCGGAGGAUCUCACAGAGCAAACCGUAAGAGUGGAGGAGGCUAUUGUACAUGAGAACUACAGGGAGACUAAAGAGGCUGUUUACAAUGACAUAGCCUUGUUGAGGCUGAGCGGUACCGAUGGAGUUUGUGCCAAUGAGACCCAAUUUGUGAAGACAGCCUGUCUGCCAGAUGCCCAACUGCCUGAUGGGAAGGAGUGUACCAUUUCUGGAUGGGGUGCCACUGAGGAAUCUGAGUAUGGUACCAACCACCUGCUGGAGGCCAAUGUACUGCUAAUCAACCAGGAAAAGUGCUCUGAGCCCAUUGUGUAUGGUAGUGUCCUGGAUAAUACUAUGUUCUGUGCUGGCUACCUGCAGGGAGGCGUGGAUUCCUGCCAGGGUGACUCUGGAGGACCACUGACUUGUAAGCAGAACAGUACUGAUAUUAUUUAUGGUCUGGUGAGUUGGGGAGACCAAUGUGGAAGAAAGAACAAGCCUGGCGUCUACACACGGGUUGUUCACUUUGUGGACUGGAUCAAGUCAAAGACUGGAGCAGCAUCUCCAUAAAUAAGCUCUAUUAACUCAGCAACAUGCCAGCGUGUAGCGGAGGACUUGGUUGUGUAUGGAACAACUACUUACUCAUCAUGAUUUAGCUUUUGGAUCAUUUGCAGUUGACCUGUUAUUUUGCUUUUCAGGUCUUAAAUUUUAAAAUCCAGUGCUACUACAACCCAAAAGCAAAUAAAGCAUUUCGUCAAA
Molecule: messenger RNA, 2150 nt
Organism: Dicentrarchus labrax (European seabass)
Lineage: Eukaryota; Metazoa; Chordata; Actinopteri; Moronidae
Product: hyaluronan-binding protein 2-like
Exons: 13
Coding region: 108-1961 (617 amino acids)
Biological process (GO): proteolysis
Molecular function (GO): serine-type endopeptidase activity; calcium ion binding
Source: RefSeq, a predicted model, not a curated record